Messenger RNA from Porites evermanni, 1020 nucleotides. The record is from the annotation of a GenBank genome assembly. NCBI's taxonomy places the organism in Eukaryota, Metazoa, Cnidaria, Anthozoa, Scleractinia, Poritidae.
AUGGGUCUGGCAGCAAGUCACUGCAAAGGAGUCUGGGCCCCAAGGGAAGUAUCCCUCACCACUUUAUCCACAGCUGCAGUGUUUGUGGUGUUCACAGUCAUUGGCAACCUGCUGAUUAUCCUGUCCGUCCUUUUGGACCCGAAUAAGAAUCUUCGCCGCACUCCUUACAUCUUGUUGAUUUUAAACUUGGCUAUCACAGAUUUGAUCGUGGGUGUCAUGGCAGAACCGCUGUCCAUGGUUACCCACUGGAGAGAGGCGCAUGGUCUGUCAAUCUCGUUCUCGAGUUUGUCGCAGUUCGUUUAUUUCAUGUGCUGUACAGCGUCACUGCUCAGCCUGGCCAUCUUAACAAUCGACCGCUACCUGGCCAUUACGUCACCACUGUGGUACAGAGCAAACAUCACCAACAUUCGCGUACUGCAAGGAUCCAUUGCUAUCUGGGUAUUGUCAGUGGCUUGCAGUGGUUUGUUAUUCGUCAUCGGAUUCGUGACGCUCGCUUUCGUGUUCGCCAACUUGACGCUGUUUUGCACAGUUUUCAUCCUGGUGUUUUCGUAUGUGCGCGUGUUCUUGACUGUAAAACAGAAGGUCAAGGAACUGAACAACUUACACCAAGGCGACGAGGAACGGAACAAGGCCCAAGAAAGAAACAUGCUUUGGGAGAAAAAGCUGACCAAGACGCAUUUAGUGAUGCUGGUAGCUUUCCUGGCGUGUUAUGGCCCAGCAUGCAUCAUGAUCUACAUCAUGAAUACGUGCAGUAGCUGUAGCUGCGAGGUCAUUCAUUGGUUAAGAGACAUGCAUUUUGUGUUAAUCACGCUAAAUUCUUUGAUCAACCCUUUCGUGUACGCCUUGAGGCUCCAUACUUUCCGAGAAGCUUUUCGCCACUUUCUUCGCCCUUUUCGGAGGUGUAGGAGAAGCGCAGUGGAACCUACUGGUGAAAACUUAAAGCGUGAAGGAAGUGAAAUAACUCAAUUCACUCAAGCAACUAUCAGAGGUCCGCUUGCCUCAGAAUAUUCAACAGCCUAA